Daphnia carinata is the source of this 1426-nucleotide messenger RNA. RefSeq names its product retinol-binding protein pinta-like. Lineage: Eukaryota; Metazoa; Arthropoda; Branchiopoda; Diplostraca; Daphniidae. Bases 287 to 1171 code for a protein of 294 amino acids. The record is from RefSeq and is a predicted model, not a curated record. Gene Ontology annotation, molecular function: phosphatidylinositol bisphosphate binding. Gene Ontology annotation, cellular component: membrane. The transcript has 9 exons.
UUUGAAACUCUUUAAGUUCUCAAGAGUUCUCAAUUGGGACUCAUGUUCCCAAGAGGAAAUGGGAUUAAAGUAUAGCAGGCUCUUUCUCUUAUCCUUGUUUUCUAAUAUUAUUUUUUGGUGACCUUUGGUUUGUUUUUAUCAACUGAGCUUGGAACUUUUAAGAUAAAUAGUCAGGAUAUUCAACUAUCCAUCAUUCCCAUUUUAGAAAGAAAGAUUUGUAUUCAUGUUGUCUCCAUGAAACUAUACAUUCAAUAUCACUACUGCUUUGCGAAAAGGUUUGCUUAGAAUGGAGAAGGACAGAACCAUGGACAAAAGCAGAUCUUCUGAAGUGAGUGAACAAUUGUUGUUUAAGGCAAAAGAAGAGCUUGGUGAAACUGAUAGUAUUAGAGAAGAAUCUGUGAAUCUCAUUAAGGAAUGGAUCCAAACCCAUCACACUGACUACUCUCAUUUAGAUGAUCAGUCAAUACGAUGGUUCCUUCGUGGCUGCAAAUUUAAUGUACAAAGAACAAAACAACGGAUAGAUAACUUUUUUCUGUUUCGGGCUCAAGUCACAGAAUGGUAUUCAGGUAGAGAUCCACUUUCCCCAGAAAUCCUAGAUAUUCUGAACCUUGGGACUGUCUUGCCAUUACCAGGACGUGAUGAUGAUGGAAGAAAAGUGGUUAUUAUUCGUGCAACUAUCCAUGAUGCUUAUAAACAUAAGCAAGAUGAUGUAUUCAAAGUAAUGAACAUGAUUAUAGAAUUAAUGUGCCGUGACGAUGAAGCUACGUCUAUCACAGGAGUAGUUUGUGUCGUGGAUUUGAAAGGUGUUGGAAUGGGCCACGCAAUGCAAAUGACGCCUUCUGUGAUUCGUAAAGCAGUCAAUUCUUGGCAGGACGUCAAUCCAAUCCGUACGAAGGCAAUGCACUACAUUAACACUCCACUGAAUGUUCAUGUUGUAAUGAAUAUUUUCAGAACAUUCAUGAAAGAAAAACUCAAACGCCGACUGCAUUUACACAGAGGCGACAGUACGAAAGUGCUCACUUCACUCAUUCCUUGCGACAAUUUACCAAUGGAAUACGGAGGAAAUGGACCCGCAAUCGAUUUCUUAAUAAAUAAGUGGAAAGAUCGUGCUAUAGCAAACAGGGAGUGGUUUAUGAACCCAGAAAAACAUGGACCAUUUUCUCCUUUUUGAGCUUUGGAAAAUGUUGGACAUUCGUUCUGAAGGAAAAUGUAUUUUUUCCCAUAUUUUCGUGAAUUUCCAUUUUUGUUCCUAAAGUUCAUGCUAUUGCAUUGGACAAAUAGUAAGAUGCAAUUAUUGAACUGAGACAAACAUAUUUCUCCCUUCGUUUUUGUAUUUCCAAAAUGACUUCAACAUUCGGUAUAUUUUCGUUUACGUUUCCUAAUCAUUUUUUUUUUACUCGAAAUACGAUAUAUACUUACGAAAUUG